Messenger RNA from Salvia splendens (bonfire salvia), 2846 nucleotides. Its product is annotated as ubiquitin carboxyl-terminal hydrolase 19. Lineage: Eukaryota; Viridiplantae; Streptophyta; Magnoliopsida; Lamiales; Lamiaceae. The transcript is spliced from 11 exons. The record is from RefSeq and is a predicted model, not a curated record. The coding region runs from base 38 to 2374 and encodes 778 amino acids. Gene Ontology annotation, biological process: protein deubiquitination. Gene Ontology annotation, cellular component: cytosol; nucleus. Gene Ontology annotation, molecular function: cysteine-type deubiquitinase activity.
UCAGAUCAGUUCAUCCUGAGGAAAUUCCAUAUUGUAAAUGCAUGUCGCGGCGGAUCUUAACUGGUUCCUGCAAUUCAUAGUGUUGGCGUUAGUUGGGAUUUCCGGCAUGCUGUAUUUGGUGCGGAACACGGCGUCGAGGUACUUCGUGGUGGACUCCAGCUUCGAUUCCUCCGCCGCCGAUUAUUCGUCCUUGGAUCGCCGGAAGAGGGACAGUAUGGCCGGCGGCGCUGCCGAGGGCUUUGAUUCCUGCGUCGUGUGCGGCAAUCUCACCAAGAAACAGUGCGCCGGCUGCAAGAUGGUCAAGUACUGCUCUGAAGCUUGUCAAAAAUCUCACUGGUCUGAGCACAAGUUAAGAUGCAAAGAGAUGAAGUCACUGUACAAAGCUAACUAUAAAAUGCCAAAAUCCAAUUUGAGGGGAAGGAAAGCUUCAGUAACACCUUUGGACGGAAGCUCAAAGAUUUACAAACCUUCAAACAAAAUACUUUUCCCAUAUGAGGAAUUUCUAGAAUUUUUCACUUGGGACAAACCAGGCUAUCCUCCUUGUGGACUUCUUAACUGUGGAAACAGUUGCUUUGCUAAUGUGGUUCUUCAGUGUCUCGCAUACACCCGGCCACUUGUUGCCUACUUGUUGGAGAAAGGCCACCGCAGAGAAUGUCAAAGGGAUGAUUGGUGCUUUCUUUGUGAGUUUCAAUUGCACAUGGAAAGGGCUAGCCGAAGUGAUAAUCCUUUUUCUCCAAUGAACAUUCUUUCAAGAUUGCCUAACUUAGGUGGUAAUCUUGGAUAUGGGAAACAGGAGGAUGCCCAUGAGUUUAUGAGGUUUGCCAUUGACACGAUGCAGUCUGUGUGCCUUGAUGAAUUUGGUGGAGAAAAGGUAGUUCAUCCUAGCUAUCAAGAGACAACCCUAAUUCAACAUAUAUUUGGGGGUCGUCUUCGAUCACGGGUUAUAUGCGGGGAAUGCAGCAAUGUUUCAAACCAAUUUGAAAAUAUGAUGGAUUUAACUGUUGAAAUUCACGGGGAUGCUGGAUCUUUGGAGGAGUGUUUGGAUCAAUUUACUGCCAAAGAGCGGCUUCAUGGGGAUAAUAUGUAUAAAUGUGAUGGUUGCAAUGCAUAUGUCAUGGCUUGGAAGCGCCUUACUGUUGACCGAGCACCAAACAUUCUUACAAUUGCCUUGAAAAGAUUCCAGAGUGGAAGAUUUGGGAAACUUAAUAAGAGGGUGACUUUCCCAGAGACAUUGGAUCUUAGCCCAUACAUGAGUGAAUUGGAAGAUGGAAAUGAUACUUACAAGCUGUAUGCUGUUAUUGUCCAUGUGGACAUGCUGAAUGCAUCUUAUUUUGGCCAUUACAUAUGUUAUAUUAAGGAUUUCCGUGGAAGCUGGUACAGAAUUGAUGAUUGCAGGGUUGCUAGCGUUGAUUUGGAUGAGGUGCUUUCACAGGGAGCCUAUAUGCUCUUGUACAGCAGAAUACAUGCUCGCCCAUCAUGCUUGCUUCCCACUGAAUUGCUGAUGAAAGAAGAAAGUGAGAAAGUGAAAAUAACUGAAGUGGGCUCUUCUUCCACAAUACAACAUGCUGAGUCAUUGCCUGAUGUAGUUUGCACUGACAGUUUUGUCGAUUUGGAGCAAUCAUCUACAAAUGGUUUGGGGUAUCAGGUCAAUGGUGGGGGAAAAAGUUCAUUAACUGCAGAUGCAAAAGGAGACGCAAAAAUGGCCGACUUAAGUUUGCCCAUUGUCUAUGAUGCUGAACAUCACAAUGAUGUAUUGCCCACCACACCAAAAGAGGUUCCUUCCACUGGAAAUCAUGAUGAGACAUAUCUCACUAGCUCUUCAGUGAUUGAUACUUCUUCCACAGAAGUGGAUGCCAAGAGUUAUGGGACAUCUUCGUCCACUUCUGAUGUUAAAGCGAAUUGUGGAAAUGAAAUCAAUAUCGAAUUGGGUUCAUCCAGACAGUUGACUGAAGUGGCCACCACUACAGUUGGGAACUGUAAAGAUGAUGUAGACAGUAACACUUGUAGUAUCCCAGCCAGGGAUACUACUGCCGGUGAGAUCUCAGAUAAAGAGCACUCUGCUAGUUCGACAUCUAAUAAUGGAAAUAUUGGGCCCGGGAAUGGCUCAUCAUCCUCUGAUUCGAUAAAGUCUACGAAGAAAGCAGAUGGAGGAAGUUCCACGAAAAAGUGUAAGCCACUCUUCCCUCCUGGUUUUCUGGGAAAACAGCCACUAAAGAAAAGUGUUACGCCGGACUGUAAAAGCCACCUGAAUAACCAUACAGAAGAAGUUGCAAAGUCUUGUUUACCGCGUGAAAAUGGUGGCUUAUUGGAAAACAGAGAGUUGCACAAUACACAUGAGAAUGGAGAUGUUUCUACAAAAACUGAUACGUGUUAAGAGCCUUGGAAAUGGAAAUUCCUCGAGUGAAAUAUGAUGAGAUGAUGAUGAUGACUUAACACAAUGGAUGCACGAGGUAGAAACUUCUGAUCUCUUGAAAAGAUAUACCAUCCCAAAGGAGGGAGACAUAGAAAACUUCACGGACAGAGGCGAUGCUCGAAUAUGUCGAAUCAAAUUGCAGAAGAUCGGAGAUCUUCUGUAAUAAUUCAAGAAUGCUGAUGUGUUGAAGAGAUUGAAACCGGAAAGUUUUAGAAAUAACGUCGAUAAUGUGUUGGUAAGAGCAAAUUUAUUUUCCAUUUUCCUUGCUGUUUAUAGCAUUCGAUUAUCCCAUCCCCACAACUGGAUGCGCUGGGAAUAUAUUACUAUAUCCUUGGUUUCAUUAUUUACAGGAAUCUUGGAUACUAGUCUUCUUGUCUCUCCUUUAAAAUUACUUCACUGAAAUCUAAAUUCCUCUUGUUGCAUAUUUUAUCUA